CUCUACAAAAAACGUUGAAAAUGGCUACUGGAGCUUUGUUCGGUGGAAAUAGUCGCUCUCAGAGCAAGAAUUUGGUUGAAUUUCGUGCAGGAAAAAUGUUCAUGAAAGAGAAAAUGGUCCACCCAGAUAAAAGGAAGGGGUUGCUCUACGUCUAUCAGGCUGAAGACUCUCUGAUGCACUUUUGCUGGAAGGAUCGUGGUACCGGCACGAUUGAAGAUGAUUUGAUAAUCUUCCCAGAUGAUAUUGAGUUCAAACAUGUCACUCAGUGUACAACAGGGAGAGUCUAUGUCCUCAAGUUCAAGACCUCAAGUAGAAAGUUCUUCUUUUGGAUGCAGGAACCUAAGAAGGACAAGGAUGAAGAAUACCGCAAGAAAGUUAACGAAUAUCUAAAUAAUCCACCAACACCAGGGUCCAGUAGGGGAGCUGGACUAUCAUCUGAUCUGUCUGGACUAGGUGAUUCAGAUUUACAGAGUAUACUGGGAGGAAUGAGCCAGCAACAACUGAUGCAGUUAUUAGGACCAAUGGGAAUGGGAGGUCCUGGUGGUGGACUCUCUGCUCUGAUGGGAGCUCGUCCUAGUAGUGCUCAGUCAACAGCAUCUGAACCACCUCUGAGAGUGCAGUCAUCACCUGGUACCAGAGGAUCCAGUAAUGACCAACAGAGACCAGUCACUGCUGCUGCUCUACCUUCCCAGAAUACAACAGCUGCAACCACAACAACUACUACGGGGACUACAAGUACUACAGCAGGGGCUGCUGCUGCUACCUCCACAGGGGGCAGCAAAACACCUAUACAACUCAGUGAUUUACAGAAUAUAUUGUCUAGUAUGAAUGUACCUACAACACCUAAAGAAAGUGUAGAUUUAGUUCAGGCUUUAAAUCCUGAGUCAAUGAUUCCAAUCCUUGCCAACGCAGAGGUCCAGGAGAGACUAGUCAAAUUUCUGCCAGAGGGUGAAACACUACCCAAAACAGAACAGGAACUGAGAAACACUAUCCAGUCACCUCAAUUCCAACAGGCAUUGUCAUCGUUUAGUGCUGCAUUGCUGUCAGGACAGUUAGGUCCUCUGAUGUCACAGUUUGGUCUCGGUGAAGAUGUGGCCAAUGCUGCAGCUCAGGGAGACCUUGGAGCCUUCGUUAAAGCUAUGCAAGAACAGCAAAAGAAAAAAGAUUCAGACGAUGAUAAGAUGGACACUAAAUAAUUUUGUUGAUGUUUUGGUUACAAGCUUUCUUUAACAUGUGCGUUUAUAUUUCAUAAUAGAAUGCUAGAUAACAGCUACUUGUACUGUAUGAAUCAAGAGAUUCAUUUUCCGUAUCAGUAUCUAAUAUAUCGUCAACUAUGAUUCAAAUAUUUUCCUUUUUUAUGCACUCAAAUGUUCUAGUCUUAUGAAGUAAAAAUGUUUAUUUUCAGUCGUCGGAUGUUAAAAUGUUCAUAGUUUUUUUUCAAACCUGAUUUUAAGCAUUGGUACAUACUAAUUACUGUCUGUUGUGUUUAGAAAAUGAAAAUAACUUAAAUUAAAUGAAAUUACAAAUUAGUUUUCAGACACUUAAAGUUUCAUGGGAAGGCUUUAUAAAUUUUAAAUAUUUAGUAUUAAAAUCAUCUUCAUAUUUCAUGACAGUCUAUUCAGAAAAUCUUUGUUACAUUCUUUUAUAGUAAUAGCAAGUCUGAGAAAAUACAGAAUUGACCUUUUUCUGGAAGUAACAUAGAUUACCUCCCUUUGACCAGUUUGUUUUUAUUGGCUUUGUCCUGUAGUCACUGUUGUCAAUACAUCUCAGAAAAGUUUGUUGUUAAUUUAUUCUUAAAUACUUAAAAUAAUUUCAUAUGAAAAAAGUAAAAAUCAAGACCACUUUGUUUAAUUGUAGGAUAAUAACUGUUUCUUAUUAAAAUAUU
Messenger RNA from Mytilus californianus (California mussel), 1885 nucleotides. Its product is annotated as proteasomal ubiquitin receptor ADRM1-like. The record is from RefSeq and is a predicted model, not a curated record. Gene Ontology annotation, molecular function: ubiquitin binding; endopeptidase activator activity; proteasome binding. Gene Ontology annotation, biological process: ubiquitin-dependent protein catabolic process. Gene Ontology annotation, cellular component: cytoplasm; proteasome regulatory particle, lid subcomplex; nucleus. NCBI's taxonomy places the organism in Eukaryota, Metazoa, Mollusca, Bivalvia, Mytilida, Mytilidae. Bases 21 to 1196 code for a protein of 391 amino acids. The transcript is spliced from 10 exons.